AUGAGAACUACCGGUGAUUCAAUAAUAUUAUUAUUAUUGGUUUUGGAAAGUGAAGGUGUUGAUUAUGGAACCACAGCUGCAUUAUUUUCGCAUAUUCGUGCAGGUGUAUUAUUUAUUAAUAGCAACGAAGAUAAGAGUGGACAAGGGUUACUUGCUCUUGGAGAUUCAUUUACAUCUGGUGGUGGUUUACAAUCAUAUCCACAUGUUGCUGCUAAUCUAUUAAAUUGGCAAGUAGGUAAUUUUGCCGUAGGUGGAUCAAAAACAACCGAUAUAUGGUUACAAUUAUUAAGAGCCAGUAGUGUAUUGCAUAUGGCAACACACGUUGUAUUAACAAUCGGUGGUAAUGAUCUUGAAGGUCUUCAAAGUUUAGCAGGUAUUGCUCACCUUAAUAUGACAUUAUUUGAAGAGAGAUGUGCUAAUUUUAAACCAAAACUUGUAUCAACUUAUAAACAAAUUAAAUCUUCUCUUCGUGCUGAUGCAAAAUUUUAUGCUUUACCGUAUGUCGAUUUUGUUAGCGUUGGUAAUAAAAUUCCAUAUGAAGCUGAAUCUCAUCGAGUAAUGCAAGCAAUGAACAAUUUGGUUAGAAAUGCAGCAAUUGAAGCUAAUGUUAAUUAUGUAGAUACUAUAGUCUCAGCAUUUCUUGAUCAUGAAAUGUAUUCAACUGAUUCAUACAUUGAUGAUUUUAGUCAUCCAACAAAUCCACUUCAUCCAAAUUUAAAAGGCUAUGCUAAAAUUGGAGAAGUACUUGCUGCUUAUUUACGAGCAAACUAA
Adineta steineri is the source of this 771-nucleotide messenger RNA. Lineage: Eukaryota; Metazoa; Rotifera; Eurotatoria; Adinetida; Adinetidae. The record is from the annotation of a GenBank genome assembly.